CACCCGCUCGCGCUUCUUCCUCGCGAGAAACCACAGGGGAGCCCUGGCUUACAGAGCGCCCCUUUGUGGCCGCGUGAAGCACAGGCCCAACCGUUAGAAAAGCCCGGCGAGAAAAAGUAAAACAAUGAGGCAGAAAUACAGAGAACCUUACUUCACAAUAAUAAAAAAUGAUUUGUAACAAGCACGAGAAGAAUCGUAGCAAAGGCAAUCGAUCGAACUUGAAUAUCGUUUGCAUCGUAGUUUUAACGUGACAUUUUAUACACGGCAAUGCUCCAAAGGCAUCGCGCCGUUCGCAAUCGGAUGUAAUGCUGUUAUCCACAACAGGAAGUCGCUUGUUCGCAGUGCUUCUGGCUUGACAAAACCGACAAACUUUGCCGAAGCCGAAAAACUGGGGAAAAAAUGGUAAACGCAAAAGGCAUAAAGUCGUUAUCGGCGGAUGUACGAGCGAGAUAAGGAGUAAGAGCGGCCGCCCGCGGUUUGUUUGUGCUCGCCGUAGUGGAUUUCGAAGUGACAAUGCUGCGGAGACAGGAAAAAACCAAGACCGUGUCGCGCUUCCAUUGAAUGCGAAUUUACAUUCCUCAUGGAGAAAGCAGGAUCAACGAUUCGGGAGUCAUGAGCACAGAUGUGAAGAAGCCUCCAUUAGCUCCCAAACCUAAACUUCCCGCCGUGGCCAAACCCUCACCUCCCCCAGCCAUUGCCCCCAAACCGGGCCUGCCCACCGCAUCCCCCGUUUCCUCCCAGGCUUCCCCCGCCACUCUCAAGAGGACAAAGCCGGCCCUCGCCCCGAAGCCCCGCAUCCCAAAAUCCACCGGCCCUUCUCCCCCCGCCGCUUCGCUACCCCUCAAAGCUCGCCUCAUCUUAUCCCCUGAGCAGGAUCUUCUGGAGGACAGCCUCUCGCUGCUCAACAUCAGAAAUGGGAUUUUAUCGGAGCGGGAGUCGGACUACAUCAUUCCCACGCGUGCCGGCGGCUUGCGGGACUGCUGUCGUGUGGAGAACGGCGAGCGCGAGCCCAAGAACGGGAUUCACGAAGGAACGCCGAGCAGACCGGAGCGAUGUUGGUGCGGGAGCGCGGGGGGGAGCAAAAGGCCCCGUGACAAGCCUCGGAGACAGAGACACUCGGAGAGGGUGGGCAGAGAGGGUGACGGGAUCGAUGCUGACGGACACGAGGGGCUCGCGGACGUCGGCUGCGAUGUUGCGGGCAGCGUCGUCGCCUCCCCUCCGCCUGCGGAACAUCUGCGGCCGCAAGAAGGCGGCGCGGUCCCCGCGCCCCCGACUAAGCCCCUCCCCGUCCCGCAGCCUCGCAAGCAAAAGAAGCCCACCCUGGUGAGGCAGGGCCACGUGGAGGUUGUGGCUCGGGAUCCUCAGCAGGUGGACGAUGCAAGAGAGGAGGACGACGAGCCCGGCGCUCCCGUGCCGCCUCCCCGCCAGACCUCCCUCUCCCCUCGCCUCCACAGAACACAAGGUCCCUCCUCGCACGCGGCCGGCCAGCGAGAGGGCGGGGGGCGCGGCGGCCGGGUGGAGGAAGAAGACGGCGGCUACGGCGAUUUUAAGCGCUACCCCGUCACCCGCAGCCUCCCCAAGCAGAUCAAACUGGGAUGCCCGCCGCCCCUACGGCACGCCGGCAAGGCCUUCUCGGCCGAGGAGGGGCAGCCCGUGAGGCCGCCGCCCCGGAAACCACAGAGGCACAGCCUGCCCGCCCCGCCCCCGCCCUCCGUCUGUCCUCCGGCGCCGCCUUACGUCCCCGCGAGGGAGCUGCCCGCGCCGCCCCGGGAAAAACCUUCCCGGCGCUUCACCCGGCCUUGCGUGACCUUCUUCAGCCGCCAGAUGCCCACCAGGAGCAGCGUGCCGCCCAAAAGUCGGGCGCCGUCGCUGGGAGGCAAGCAGCGGGCGCAAUCCUUCUCCGCCGCCGACCUGAGCACCCGCUUGGACCCCGGCAAGCGGAGCCUCUCCUUCCGGAAGCUUCUGGAGCUCGGCGUGUCCGUCAAGAUGCUGCCCAAGCUGCUGGCCAAGGGAGGCCACUCGCCGGAGUCCAAACCGGCGGCGCGGCCCAACAGCUGCAUCAGCGAGGUCGGCUCGGGCGACGACGACGAUGACGGCGGCGCGGAGUACGAGAACGUCCCUCUCUACGAGGAGAUCCCCGAGUACGUGAACCUGCCCUUCCGCGGCGGCGGGCCGAGCUGGUCGCGGGAUGGCGAGGCCUCCGACGUCUACGAGGCGCAGGACCCCUACCGCCAGUUCCAGGAGGACCGCUGCGACAGCGACUGGCCGAGGAGGGACGUCCCCUCGGAGGAGGAGGACGAGGACGAAGAGGCCCGCAGUUGGGACGAGGAGGACAACAGCUCGUCAUCCAGCAAGGAGCAUGUGGGCGAGGAGGACAGACGGCUGGAGGAUGAGACCAAGCGCAAGAAGGUGGCGCACAUCGCGCAGGAGAUCAUGAGCUCGGAGAAAGUGUUCGUGGACGUGCUCAAGCUUCUUCACAUCGACUUUCGGGCGGCCGUGGCCAAGGCGACGCGUCAGAACGGCAAGCCGGUGGUGGACGAGCGCGUCCUCAGCCAGCUCCUCUACUACCUGCCGCAGCUCUACCAGCUCAACAAGGACCUGCUGAGGGAGCUGGAGGACAGGGUGGCGCACUGGAGCGAGCAUCAGCGCCUGGCCGACAUCUUUGUGCAGAAGGGCCCCUACCUGAAGAUGUACUCCACCUACAUCCGCCAGUUCGACGACAACGUGGCGCUCUUGGAUGAGCAGUGCAGGAAGAACCCGCCCUUUGCCGCCGUGCUGCGAGACUUUGAGAUGAGCGCCCGAUGUGCCAGCCUCGCCCUCAAGCACUACCUGCUCAAGCCCGUCCAGAGGAUCCCUCAGUACCAGAUGCUCCUCACAGAUUACUUGAAGAAUCUGCCCCGGGACUCGGAGGACUACAAGGACACAGAAGCGGCUCUCGGCGUCGUGAAGGAGGUCGCCAACCACGCCAACGACAUCAUGAAGCAAGGGGAUAACUUUGAGAAGCUGAUGCAGAUUCAGUACAGUCUGAACGGCCACCAAGAGAUCGUUCAGCCGGGCAGGGUCUUCCUGAAGGAGGGAACGCUCAUGAAGCUCUCCAGGAAGGUCAUGCAGCCGCGGAUGUUCUUCUUGUUCAACGACGCGCUCAUGUACAGCACUCCCGUCCAGUCGGCCCAGUACAAACUCAACUGCGUGCUCCCCCUCGCCGGCAUGAAGGUGAGCAAGCCCAGCCAGGAGGCCUACCAGAACGAGCUCAACAUCGAGAGCGUCGAGCGCUCCUUCAUCUUGUCCGCAAGUUCGGCGACGGAACGAGACGAGUGGCUGGAGGCCAUCGCCGCCGCCAUCCACGACCACGCCAAGAAGAAGAUCAGCUUCAUAUCCAGCCGCAGUCAGGAGGAGACCGACGGCGUGCCGGACAGCGGCGCCCCGCUGGGCUCCAAGGCUCCCAUCUGGAUCCCCGACCUGAGGGCCACCAUGUGCAUGAUCUGCACCUGCGAGUUCACCCUCACCUGGCGCCGCCAUCACUGCCGCGCCUGCGGGAAGGUGGUGUGCCAGGCCUGCUCGGCCAACAAGUACUACCUGGAGUACUUGAAGAACCGGCCGGCCCGCGUGUGUGACCAUUGCUUCGCCAAACUGCAGGAGAACAGCGACCGCCGCGCCUCCUCGUCCGCGUCUCCCAUCAAAUCCGGAGCCUUCUCCUUCACCAGGAAACAAAAAAAGAUUCCGGCCGCACUCAAAGAGGUGUCGGCCAACACGGAAAACUCCUCCAUGAGCGGCUACUUGAGCAGGUCCAAGGGCAACAAGAAGCAGUGGAAGCGGCUGUGGUUCGUCAUCAAGAACAAAGUGUUGUACACGUACGCCGCCAGCGAGGACGUGGCGGCGCUGGAGAGCCAGCCGCUGCUCGGCUUCUUCCUGCGGGAGGAGAAGAACGGCCCGGCGCGGAAGCUGCAGUUCAAGCUCUACCAUAAAAACACGCUCUUCCACAUCUUCAAAGCCGACGACAUCCCCACCGCUCAGAGGUGGAUCGAAGCCUUCCAGGAGGCCAUGAUCCUCGAGCAGUGAGCAUCUAGUCCACGAUGACGGAGAAGAUGGGACGGGGAGAUUUUUUUUUUUUCCUUCUUUUCGCUCCAACGUUGCAGCUGUGGCUCAAAUGCCACACGGCGUGCGUGGAAGUGGACUCCAGUCCAGCCGGUGGUUCACAGUGCGUAGCAGGAGGUUGCCGCUGUUCGUCUGGGAGACGUCAUUCUUUGGUAACUCCAACAGCGUCCUGGACAUAACUGGAGGGGAAUCUAUUUUUCACACGCUUCAGAAUGUCCACUCUGAAGACAUGGAAAUGAACCGCGAGAUUGUGGAAGUCACAGACAAAGUUGACAUUUUGAUAUGCAAGCCCAGAGCUGAUAUCUAGAAUGGCCGAAGAAGCAGCUCACUGUUUCAUCGCAGAGUUCUGUAGUUUUUUUGGGUUUUUCACCCCUCAACCUUCUGUGAUCCACAACGUCCUGUGAUGUGUGGUCAUUGCCACUCUUGAUUUCUGCUUGUCUUCCUAAUUUCAACGGUUUCGGGGUCGCAUUUGCUUGUGUACAUUCACAGUGACUCUGUUUUUUUAUUUCAA
Molecule: messenger RNA, 4606 nt
Organism: Hippocampus zosterae (dwarf seahorse)
Lineage: Eukaryota; Metazoa; Chordata; Actinopteri; Syngnathiformes; Syngnathidae
Gene: fgd6
Product: FYVE, RhoGEF and PH domain containing 6
Exons: 21
Coding region: 562-4059 (1165 amino acids)
Cellular component (GO): cytoplasm
Molecular function (GO): guanyl-nucleotide exchange factor activity; metal ion binding
Source: RefSeq, a predicted model, not a curated record